AUGUCUACAAUUCGAUCAAGUCAACCGACUAUGGUAAAAAGUCGACCUCGAUCAACAUCUCAACCAACAGUAUCAUCUCGAAAAAUGUCUAAAUCUUUAAAUCUUCCAUCAUCAUUAACAUCGGAUAUAUUUCGUAUUUUACACAAUAUUGUUUUAGUUUUUUGUCGUCGUAUUAUAUUUGCACCACCAACACUUAAAAUACUUGUUUAUUUUUGUCUUAUUAUAAUUGGUCCUUUUUUAAAAGAUUUUCAUUUUAUACCAAAUACAUCUCUUUCUUCAAAAGCUAAUAAUUUUAAUAAAUAUAUAACGAAAAUAGGUUGGAUGUGGUCGAUAUUUUUAUUAAUUCCAUUUGUUUAUUUAACAAGUUUAAUUUAUACUCGUGGUCAUUAUGGUUUAAUAAUUCGUCAUUUAAUUCGUUUAUUAAUAGCUACUACUAUAUGGUAUAUAAUCAUGUUUUUAUUUAUACGUAUUGAAGCUCUAACAGGCAUGUGUAAACCAAAUGAUAUGCGUAGAAUUGCAAGACGAAUUUGUCAUACAAGUCGAUAUCAAUGGCAAGAAGGACGUACAUUUUUUCUUCUUUAUGCUCUUUUAGUAAUUAAUGAAGAAGUUAAAUUAUAUGGUGAAAAUUGGAAAAAAAUUGAAGAUGCAAAUAAAAUCAGUAUUGGUAAUACAAAUACUUCAUUAAGUUUAAAUCAAAAUCGUAUGAAAAUGUUUUCUAUACCUAUUGGAAUACUCUAUAUUGCUUUAGCAAUAUUAUCAAUUCUCUGGGAAUUUUUACUUUUAUCAACUGUUUUAUAUAUUUAUAAUAUUUUACAUAAAUUAAUAGCGGCAAGUUUUGCUGUAUUUUUUUGGUUUAUUACGUAUCGUAUAUGGUAUCGUCAGAAUAAUAGAUCAAAAAUUGCUCCUUGUGCACCUGGUGAUGGUUUUAUUACUUUUUAA
Rotaria sordida is the source of this 939-nucleotide messenger RNA. Lineage: Eukaryota; Metazoa; Rotifera; Eurotatoria; Philodinida; Philodinidae. The record is from the annotation of a GenBank genome assembly.